This is a messenger RNA of Protopterus annectens (West African lungfish), 1949 nucleotides long. RefSeq lists its product as uncharacterized. Gene Ontology annotation, molecular function: GTP binding. The record is from RefSeq and is a predicted model, not a curated record. Lineage: Eukaryota; Metazoa; Chordata; Ceratodontiformes; Protopteridae. The transcript has 3 exons. The coding region runs from base 181 to 1914 and encodes 577 amino acids.
AGGCUGGACGUUAGGGAAUUUACUGUGGUAUAUAAGCACUUGGAUUGUGCAUAUAACGAAAGUUAAUUGGAGUUGCAUCAGAAAUAGUACUAGCGACGGCGUUAAGCUCAGCUCACAUUUUAUUGAACUGAUAUAUGUUGUGUUGUGAAGGCCAGAACUAGAAACCGAAGAGAUCUAAACAUGUCACAACCUUGUAAAUGCUGUGGCCAUAAAACACAAGAGACAAAUUUGCAGCAUCUUGGUAAAAGAAUAUGUGCAAACAGUGAUAAGCUAGGAGGAAAAAAUCCCUCAAUAUAUAAGUUACGUCUUCAAAAGCAUGGAUCUGGAAGACGAUAUAGUUUUGGAAUGAAGACAAACAGAAACUUUCAAAGCAAGACAAUAAUGGUUCUUGGUGCAACUGGAGCAGGGAAAAGCAUGCUUAUCAAUGGGAUGAUAAAUUAUAUCUUGGGAGUUGAAUGGAAAGAUGAUUUUAGAUUUAAGUUAAUAGAUGAAGGUACUGCCAAAUCACAGACUGAAAGUCAAACCUCUCACAUAACUGCAUAUGAAAUCAAGCAUCAAAAAGGAUUUAAAGUUCCAUACUCAGUCAUCAUUAUUGAUACGCCAGGGUUUGGGGACACCAAAGGAAUAACUCGAGACAAAGCAAUCACUGACCAGAUACGUGAAUUUCUUUCUUAUCCAGACGGUGUAGAUUCCAUAGAUGCAGUAUGUUUUGUUACCCAGGCUUCACUAGCACGUUUGACACAUUCUCAGAAGUACAUAUUUGAUUCUGUUCUUUCUAUUUUUGGAAAUGACAUAAAGGAAAAUAUACUAAUGAUGAUCACAUUUGCAGACAGUCAAAAGCCCCCUGUUUUAGAAGCUAUCGCAGUUUCUGGGAUACCCUGUCCAAAAGAUAAAAAAGGAGAUCCAGUUCAUUUCAAAUUCAAUAAUUCUGCAUUAUUUGCUAAUAAUUUAUCAAACAGAGAAUCUGGUGAUGGUGAUGAUGAAAGUGAAGAUGAAAACUUUGACAGCAUGUUCUGGAGGAUGGGAAUGAGUAGCAUGAAAAACUUCUUCAGUUCAUUAAACCGAUUGGAAUCUUGCAGUUUGCUCCUAACUAAAGAAGUUCUGAAAGAACGUAAACAACUUGAAGCUGCUGUUGAGGGGUUACAACCUCAGAUCCAAGCUGGCUUAGUAAAGGUGGAAGAGCUCAGGAAGACACAGCAGAUAUUGGAGCAACAUGAAGCUGAAAUAGAAGCACACAAAGACUUUGAGUUUGAAGUUGAGAUAAUAGUGCCUCGACAGAAAGACAUCACUAAGACUGGCAAUUACAUAACAAAUUGUCAGAAAUGUCAUUUUACAUGUCAUUAUCCAUGUAGGAUUCCUAAUGAUGAUGGUAAAUCUGAAUGUAAUGCUAUGGACCAUUCUGGAAAAUGUAAGGUUUGCCCAGGUAAAUGCAUUUGGAAUGUUCAUUUUAACCAAAAGUAUGGGUGGGAAUAUGUGUCUCAAACAGAGAAGAGAACAGCUCAAGAAAUAAAAGCUAAGUAUGAAAAGGCUAAUGGAGGCAAACUGUCAGCUCAGCAAUUGUUUCAAAAUCUUGAAGAUGAGUUUCUUGAAGUUCAAGAUAAAGUAUUAGAGCUUAUUGAGAAAUCAUCAGCGUGCAUUAAGCGUUUGGAAGAAAUUGCAUUAAAACUCAACCCACUUUCUACCCCAGAGUACAUUGAUUUGCUCAUUGCAACAGAAAAAGAAGAGAGAAAACCUGGAUUCAUGACACGGAUUGAAUCAUUAAAUCAGGUGAAAGAACAAGCAGUGCUGAUGACAAAAGUUGCCAAUAAAGAAGAUUUGCUUCCUAAAGAAUGGGAACAAUACAGAGAAGUACAGAAAAGGAAAAAAGGAAUCAAAGAUCACAUUAUAGACUUUCUAACAAGUUGGAAAAUCUAAGUGUGUGUGUGUGUGUGUGUGUGUGUGUGUGUGUG